UAGAGGCUAGAAACUAUUCAUCCAAUAAUUUAUGAGGUCAGAAGAUGGGAAGAUUCUGUGGCCUCCUUUAUUAUUGUUUCAGCUUCCUCCAUAUGCUUAAUGGCUCUCUAUUAUUCUGGUUUGUGUUGUACAGGUCCAGGUUAAGGAGAUUCUUACCAGAGGAGAAUUUGGGAGUGUGUUGAUGCACAGUAAAUGUGGUAUGGCAUUGCAGCAUGACUAGGAUCUUAACUUGCAAUUCAGGCCCAGUGUGUUACUUAACCAAUCACUCUGAUGCGUGUGUGCCUCUGUUUCAGAGAGAACUUUCAACGAAGAUAUCCAUGGAAAUGGCCAGUGUGCUUUGUAACAGAGCUAGAAUGGUGACAUACCUGCCAGGAUUUUAUUCUUUGGUUAGAAGAGUUGUAACUCCCAAGUCUUUUUCCACAGCAGGAUCAUCGGACUCAGAUGAGCCUUCUGUCGCUGCUGAACCUCCUGACAUAUGUCCAAGAACUGUGUGGCCAGAUGAAGUAAUGGGACCAUUUGGUCCCCAAGACCAAAGAUUUCAACUACCGGGUAACAUAGGUUUUGACUGUCAUCUAAAUGGUACCACAUUUCAGAAGACAGUGCAAACUCAUAAAAAACUGCCUGACAUAUUAGUUGAACCUUUGGCAAGUGAAAGGCAUGGAUUUGUGAUGGCUCAAUACAUCAGUGAAUUCCAGAACCGUGAUUUUCCUCAUAAACAACAAGAAGUUAGUAAUGCCAAGAACUACUUUGAAACAGCAAGGGUAGAAUGUGCAAUACAAGCAUGCCCAGAACUGUUGCGCAGAGAUAUUGAGUCAAUGUUUCCGGAAGUAAAAUCCAAUAAUCUAACAGUGCUUACAGUUACACAAAAAACAUUAAAUGACAUGACUGCCUGGAGUGAAGAGGUAGAAAAUGAGCGAGAAGGUCUGAUAGAAAAUUUUAUCAACGGUGCCAAGGAAAUUUGCUAUGCUUUAUCUGCUGAAGGCUACUGGGCCGAUUUCAUUGACCCAACUUCAGGAUUGGCAUUUUUUGGCCCUUAUACAAACAGCACCCUUUUUGAAACGGAUGAACGCUAUCGCCAUUUAGGAUUCUCUGUGGAAGACCUUGGUUGCUGUAAAGUUAUUCGUCAUAAUCUCUGGGGAACACACGUGGUGGUAGGAAGCAUUUUCACUAAUGCCACUCCUGACAGUCCUAUCAUGAAGAAACUGCGUGACAAUUAACUACAUCUUCUUACUUAAGAGUUGCUCAAUAAACACUGUUGGGACAUACUGAGCGCUUAAUUACACUGAUUUAUAGAUAAUAAAAGACCUGUUAUUUAUUUUUUAUGUUCAUGGGAUAUGUAGUCUCUGCACAUGAUUUAUCAGGUAGUACCUUUACUUGAAAGGUAGGUCUAUGUGAUGUAGUAUUCAAUAUUUUAAAGUGUUACUUUCUGAUAUUUUAAAUAAAACAAAACAUCCACAAUAAAUCCUGUUUUGGAAUACAAAUCCUCAACAGUUUAAUAACA
Molecule: messenger RNA, 1501 nt
Organism: Varanus komodoensis (Komodo dragon)
Lineage: Eukaryota; Metazoa; Chordata; Lepidosauria; Squamata; Varanidae
Gene: MMADHC
Product: metabolism of cobalamin associated D
Exons: 7
Coding region: 213-1217 (334 amino acids)
Biological process (GO): cobalamin metabolic process
Cellular component (GO): mitochondrion
Source: RefSeq, a predicted model, not a curated record